AUGGCAGAGCUUAACCAGUCAAAGCCCAUCACCACCCCCUUUCCAAAGUUCAAUCCCCAAGAUGUGGAGAUCUUCAUUCUAGAAGCUGAAGCAUGGUUUAAGUUCAACCAGGUGUAUGAGCAGUCUAGGAUGAUCAAUCACAUGGGUGCUCAACUGGAAGGGACUGCACAAGAGUGGUGGACCUCAAAGCUCCAUAUUGAUAGAGCUAGAGAAGGAAGGUUGUUCAAUGAUUGGCACUACUUCACAGAGCGACUGUCAGAGCAGUUCAACCCACACAAUGCUAGGAUGGAGGCAUACAACAAGCUGUUAGCUCUCAGACUCACAAGUGAUGCUCCUGGUGCUGCCACACAUCAUGUAGAGCAGUUCAGAGACUUGGAGGGACAGGUCAACCUAGAUGACAAUGAGCUAGUGAUUGAUCUCUUCAGAAGUAGUCUCACUUGCAGCAUACAGGAGAAGUUCGAGAGGAACCCACUAUCAGGGGUCUCGCGCCUGAAACCCAGGUCUGGUGUGGGUGUUGAUGAUGAUGAGGUUGAUGGUGUUGGUGAUGAGAUUGGUGAUGUCGAUGAUAAUGAGGUUGAUGGUGUUGAUGAUAAGAUUGGUGAUGUCAAUGAUAAUGAGGUUGAUGGUGUUGGUGAUAAGGUUGGUGGCGUCAACACGAGUGUCCAGUGUGUUGACUUGAUGCUUUGA
Messenger RNA from Ustilago hordei, 687 nucleotides. RefSeq lists its product as uncharacterized. Bases 1 to 687 code for a protein of 228 amino acids. The transcript has 2 exons. The record is from RefSeq and is a predicted model, not a curated record. NCBI's taxonomy places the organism in Eukaryota, Fungi, Basidiomycota, Ustilaginomycetes, Ustilaginales, Ustilaginaceae.